AUGAGGGCAUCUUCUAUUGAGGAAAUAUCCUCUGCAUCCGAUCAACAGCAUGUUCAUGCAGAGCUCGACUUCAUCCGGGCCUGUAUCGGUAAUGAAAGAGCUGAGAAGUCGAGGGAGUCCCAAGUGGUUCUCGAUCACAUACGGCCCAAGGUACUAUACUCAUCGCUCCCGUUCGGCACUAUCCUGUGUUCAGAGUACCACCCGGACGAACCAGACCUAACACGCAUCAUCCACUCCUUUCGUGAUAUUAUACUUUCCUACCGCCAGCAGGAAAACCUGUCUAUCAACCGCGCCCUGCAGGGUCUAGUCGAGAGAGGUGUGUUUCGGGCUUUUACGACGCCCGAAGAAGAAGCCAUCGCAAAGCAAUGCAUCUUUUCGGCCGUGGGAAUAGCAUCGCGACUGUACAGUCCGACACCAGUACAGCGACAGGGCCACUUCGAGAUCAACACGCAAGGUGCCCGAUGUUUUACCAGGAAUGCGGUGGACAUCAAUCUUUCAGCCCGCCCCAUAGACGAGCUUCUUCGUGCACUUGGCCAGAUUCUUCCACGAGCUGACUGGCGUAUGCCCACCAAUGAUGACCCCAGACAGCCUUCGGUCAAAUUCUGCGUGUCCUCUCUCAAUGCAGAUGUGCUGAAGAAUCUCGCAAACGUCCAUAUCAUCUGGGUGAAUUCGAUUGCGGCUCAUCUAGAGUUCGAUCCCAUCGUCACAGCGCUAUACCUGUUCAGGCUGCCGUCCUUUUGUAAGUUGCACAAUACUGGAGACUCGAUUUUAUCGACAUUGACGAAAGAGUUCUACCUCGAUCAGGAGAGCCCGGUACCUCGCUUUUCGAUCCAAGACUUCCUAAAUGAGAUCAUGUUAUCGUAUGGCCUGCUCUUCGCCCACGAUGUUCGCUCCCGGAAACUCUACCGACAGGAGGAGCGCUGCCGGGCCAAAAUCAACGACGAGGUCGAUGUUGACCCCCUACUCGACCAACUCUGCGGCAUGGAUAUUUCGACAUCCAUGUUUUCGUUCACUGGUCCCGUACGAGAGACCUACGAUGCCAGCACCGACUUUCCCAUCUUCAAUGAGAGGCUGUCGGCUAUCCAGGGCUAUAUCUCGGGCAUUCAGCCCGGCAGACUCAAGUCGCUUUGGCGGGACCGACGUGAUUUGAGGCUCUGGUAUACUAUCUGGGCGGUGCUGAUCAUAGGAGGUAUUAGCAUCAUUUUGGCGAUGGUACAGGUCAUUCUUUCGGCAGCCCAGGUGGCACUGGCAAAGCAGGCGCUGGGCCCUUGA
This is a messenger RNA of Penicillium daleae, 1272 nucleotides long. RefSeq lists its product as uncharacterized. Lineage: Eukaryota; Fungi; Ascomycota; Eurotiomycetes; Eurotiales; Aspergillaceae. The record is from RefSeq and is a predicted model, not a curated record. The transcript has 2 exons. The coding region runs from base 1 to 1272 and encodes 423 amino acids.